Messenger RNA from Truncatella angustata, 1143 nucleotides. RefSeq lists its product as uncharacterized. Gene Ontology annotation, molecular function: 3-beta-hydroxy-Delta5-steroid dehydrogenase (NAD+) activity. The record is from RefSeq and is a predicted model, not a curated record. Gene Ontology annotation, biological process: steroid biosynthetic process. Lineage: Eukaryota; Fungi; Ascomycota; Sordariomycetes; Amphisphaeriales; Sporocadaceae. The transcript has a single exon. The coding region runs from base 1 to 1143 and encodes 380 amino acids.
AUGGAAUAUCAAUCCUUUCUCAUAACAGGCGGCUGCGGCCUCCAAGGGUCUUCCAUCGUCGAGACCCUGCGGUCCCGCUACCCCUCCUGCCGGAACAUCGCGGUCCUGACCCGCGACCCGUCCCUCAACCUGUUCCCCGGCGUCGCUUACCACCGGGGCGACCUGACUAGCCCCGCGGACAUCGACAGGUGUCUGCAGGCCUGCCGGCCCACGGUGAUCUUCCACUGCGCCGCCGUCGUUACGGGCACCCGGAAGCCCGUCUCCGACGAGGUCGUCAAUGCCAUCAACGUCGGCGGGACCCAGCUGUUGCUCGCGGCGUGCGCGAGGCUCGGCGGCGUGCGCGCGUUCGUCUUCACCUCCUCGGUCGCCGUCGUGCAGAGGCCCGGCGUCGAGAUCCGCGGCGCCAACGAGACCUGGCCGCUGAUCGACUUCGUCAAUGACAGGGAGACCCUGGUCUAUCCAAAGUCCAAGGCCGAGGCCGAGACGCUGGUGCUGGCCGCGGACGGGGCGGAUGGAGAAGGGAAAGGAGAAGGGCGCGAGGGGGGCUGCAGCAUGCGCACCUGCGCCGUCCGCCCCAGCGCCGUCUACGGCGAGCGCGACAACGACGUCACACCCCUGGUCAUGCGGACCGCAAAGACCAUGCGCGGCCUGCAGAUCGGCGACAACAAGAACCCGAUGGCCACGACGUACGUCGGCAACAGCACACACGCGCACCUCCUGGCCGCGGAGCGGCUGCUGGACCCGGACCCGGCCGUGCGGGACGCCGUCGGCGGCCAGGCCUUCUUUGUCGCCAAUGAGGGCGCCUCCACCUUCUGGGACCUCGCGCGGACGAUCUGGUUCCACGCCGGCGCGGGCCCGGAUCCCAGGGACCCGGCGGAGUACAGGCCCGAGGACCUGAGGGUCGUCAGUGUCGGGCUGGCCAUGUGGGCUGCCUGGGCCAGCGAGUGGUGGGCGUGGCUCUGGGGCUCAACGCCCCGGAUCAGCCGCAUCGCCGUGGGCAUCGUGACCAUGACGCGCGUCUACGACAUCAGCAAGGCGAAGAGGGUGCUGGGGUAUAGCGAGCAGGUCGGCUGGGAAGAGGGCUGUCGGAGGGCCGCCAGGUGGUGGGUGGAGAAUAGGGGGGAGGACAAGAAGACGAAGUGA